Epinephelus moara (kelp grouper) is the source of this 2848-nucleotide messenger RNA. It is a transcript of the gene smoc2, whose product is annotated as SPARC related modular calcium binding 2. Gene Ontology annotation, molecular function: protein binding; heparin binding; extracellular matrix binding. Lineage: Eukaryota; Metazoa; Chordata; Actinopteri; Perciformes; Serranidae. Bases 618 to 1931 code for a protein of 437 amino acids. The record is from RefSeq and is a predicted model, not a curated record. Gene Ontology annotation, biological process: extracellular matrix organization. The transcript is spliced from 13 exons. Gene Ontology annotation, cellular component: basement membrane.
CUUCUUGUUCUUGCUGACCCUCCCAGCAGACAGUAGCCUGUCUGAUCCCCUCUUCUCUUUGCCAAUUGAACAUCCUGUGAAAAGAGGGAUUUCUUGCUGUGGUCUUAAAGGAGAAGGGAAAGAGGAAAAAAGGUGAAAGACAAGAAUACCUGACGUGUUUGCCUCAGCUACCAGCAGCAGACGGAGUCCCUCUAAACCUACACCUACCUACCUACCACCGGCUAGGGAACUGCCUGCAUCCGAUAAGGGAUCUAGUCGACAAAAUCAAGUGUGGAGGGAGGGGGUGUGGAGAAAAAGAAGUCGAAUUGGAGAGAGGGAAAAAGGGAGAAGAGACACCGAGGGAGGGGAAAAGGUCAGGGACACGGGGGGUUUAUCGCACUGCCAGAAAUAAGGAGAGUGUCUACACCAACGCUUUGGCAGACGAAACCAAGGAGACGAAGUGAAAUAAACCAGCAACCCCCUCUCUACUUAACACUGACAUUUUUUCGCAAGGACUACUGUGGAUUUUUAAAAGCACUUUCAACGUCUCCCAGAGAUAGUUUGUGUGCUUUGGUGAAGUCCAGGUGAAAUUUUGGACCGUGCGUAAUUUGGAGAGUUUAUUGCCACACUGAGUCAGGAUGCGCGUCUGUCCGCUGCUGGUCUUCCUCUGUCUGCUGUGCGCUGGACGCGCUCAGAAGUUCUCAGCUCUCACGUUCCUGCGGGUGGAUCAGGAUAAGGAGUGCAACAUGGAAUGCAGCGGAGCUCCUCGCAAACCCCUGUGCGCCUCCGACGGCAGGACCUUCACAUCUCGCUGCGAGUUCCUCCGAGCCAAGUGCCGCGACCCUCAGCUGGAGGUCAUCCGAGGGCCAUGCAAAGAUACAUCCAGAUGUGUAGCAGAGAAGAAAUACACAGAGCAGCAGGCCAAGAAGCUCUUCCCGCAGGUCUUUGUGCCUGUAUGCAACCCUGAUGGCACAUAUUCCGAGGUUCAGUGCCACAGCUACACUGGAUACUGCUGGUGUGUCACCCCCAAUGGCAGACCCAUCAGUGGCUCAGCAGUGGCCAAUAAAAAACCUCGAUGCCAAGGUUCAAAACAAGAGAGAGCUACUACAAGAGAGCCAGGUAAAGCAGAUGAGACUGGCCUAGUGGUGGAUCCACAGCCUGCUGGUGAUGAAGAAGACAUCAUUUCCCAGUACCCCACUCUGUGGACGGAGCAGGUUCGCAGCCGUCAGAACAAUAGAACCAGAGCGCCAUCCUCAUCAUGUGACCAGGAGCAGCAGUCUGCCCAGGAAGAGGCGAGGCUACACAAGAACGACGCCGUGUUCGUCCCCGACUGCGCCCAAGGAGGACUUUACAAGCCAGUCCAGUGCCACCCCUCCACCGGCUACUGCUGGUGUGUGCUGGUGGACACCGGACGGCCCAUACCUGGGACCUCCACCAGGUGGGAGAGACCUCACUUAUGGUAUGAACAGCCAAAGUGCGAUGGCAAUGCCAGGGCCCACCCAACUAAACCUAAGGAUCAUUACAGAAGCAGACAUCUCCAAGGCUGUCCUGGGGCAAAGAAAACAGAGUUCCUGACAAGUGUUCUUGAUGCGCUGUCGACAGACAUGGUGCACGCUGUCACAGAUCCUGCAUCUGCCGGAAGGAUGGCCGAGCCCGACCCUAGCCACACCCUGGAGGAGAGGGUGGUCCACUGGUAUUUCAGUCAGCUGGACAAAAACUCAAGUGGAGACAUCGGAAAGAAGGAGAUCAAGCCUUUCAAACGCUUCCUGCGCAAGAAAUCCAAGCCUAAGAAGUGUGUGAAGAAGUUUGUGGAGUACUGCGACAUCAGCAACGACAAGGCGCUGUCUCUGCAGGAGCUGAUGGGUUGCCUCGGGGUGACUAAAGAAGAGGGGGCCAAACCAGGAGAGGGUUUAUCUUCCAGUAAACUAAAUCCCUCGAAGAAGCAAGGCUAAGCCAGCAUCUGCGAUUUCCCCUCCCGCAUGGAGACUCUGCCCUCACCAAUCGGCAAUAAUGGAAACCAUAGUAUUUGCACUUUGUACUUUAAAAAAAAAUGUAAAUUCACUUUGUAGAAAUAAGGUAUUUAAACAGACUGCUGAAUCUGUGAAUGAUGUAGUUAGCUUUUUAUGUCCUGACAAGCAAAAAUUAUUUAACACAUACAAUGUAUGUGUCCUUUGUGUGUCUAAAAAGUAUACUUUUCAGAGUUGUACAAGUUCUCAUGUUUGAUGUUGCUUUUUGUGCCCCGACCCCCAGUGUACUUUUCUCCUCACAUUGAUGAUGGUAAAGCAGAAAUAUGGAUAGUUUGCUCCAAUAACUUAGACCAUACCAUCUCUCAUGUACUGACUUAUAGCAUCUCUCUUUGUGCUUUGUACAGCAGUUUGCAAGAAUGUUCUGAACAUACAUCAUAAAAACGUCCAACAUGUUCACAUGUAUUCAUGUUUAUUAGAAAUAAAAAAAAACUCUUUUAUACAUUUUGUUCUCUGUGAUUCUGCCAGUCUUAAUGUGUCAGAGACAGUUAAUCGGGUCAGCAAAUUCCUUUUUUCUCUCUAAUCCAAUUAGUCUUCUAUGUUUUCCUUCUGGUUAUAUAAAUCUUGUAAUGUCUCUGCCAUUUAGUGUUUUCUUGCUGUGUCUUUAAUAAAACACCUUGUUGACACAGUCUUUAUGAGCCAAGCAUUAGUCAUACAUAGCAAAGGUCGUGUAUCAUCCCAUUUUUAGACAGCUUGCCAAUUCCCCCGAGGCAACAUUUUCAAAUUGGAAAAACGGAUGGUACUUAUGUCUGUUCUCGUCACACAUUUCCCAUGUAGACUGAAGACAGAGAAAUGGACCAAUCUUAGCUGUGUGUACUAUGACUGCCCAUUAAAAGAGCGUUUUA